GUGCAAAACUUCCCCUACCAGAGUUGAAUUUGCUUUAUACAAGUAAUCCAAGCAUUUAGGCUAAUGUACAACAGCUGUUAGGAACACGAUUAAAAGAGGUAGGAGACAAGUCCGAUAUAUUACAGCAUCAGCCUAAAAGUAUUGCAGAUAUAAUAUCUUCUGGAGAGGGCGUUCCUUCUCUAAAACAGGGAUGAUUCACGGGCUCGAGCCAGUGUGUGAUGCGACUGCACACAGAAAACUAUCUGACAAUCAUUCAUCACUAUAGCUGUUCUGUGGCACACCACUGAAAUGAGCACAAAAAUGCAUGAGUCUGACAGGCGGAUGCAGGUGAAGAGUUGACUGCGAAAGAGGAUCUAUUGCAUAAUCAGACGGAGCACAAAGAGAGGCAGCGAGGGCGCUUCAUUUUGAACUAUGGCGGCAACACACCACAUUCUUCUGACAUAAAUUUUGAUUAUGAGAAAACGUGCCAUCUUGGAGAACAGCGACGAAUUACUGGAUAUGAGGACAAAAACCAUCCUGCCUCAAAACUUUGGAGUUUAAAUAGUCGCUACCAGAGGCUGUCUGCAUUUCUAGGCUACUACCUGUGCUAUCAAUUAACACUAAACUGUCUCGCUUCUGUCAUUUGGUAGGGCUUUUGGAGGUAGGCUAUUUGUUUGUGCAGGUUACUCAACUGCAGUCUCAGAAGCCGUUCAAAUGCUGGAAUGGAUUGGUGCUGCUUGUUUUAUGGUUUUAAUGGCCAUGCUCUGGCCAGUGGUGAAGUGUAUUGGAGCGGAGAGUCACUCCACGCUGCUGCUUCCACGGCGAGAGAGCAAAAGAUCCGCGGAGAGAUGCGACUCGAAACUAGAGGGACAAGGUGAAUCAGACGCGCUCGCCUUGAUCUGCAAACCCUCAGCAUUGGCAAACUACCUUCUCAAACAUUGCAUGAGUUUUUGCAAGUCUUUAUCGAUACCAAAAUGGAACUGGCGAAUGAGUUCGUCUCUGCAGACUGUUUUCGGCGCUUUGUGGCCGUUUGACUGUCCUGUGCAUUUCAUCCGAGAUCAUUUGCAGCUGAGUGAUGAUGGACUCGUGGCGUUGGACUGGGCUGUUGUUGGUGCAGCACAUCACAAGAGGCGCAGGACGUCCAGUAAUUCCACAAGUCCAGUUCUGCUCAUCAUUCCCAACUCUUUCGGGAAAAUCACCAGGAAUGUGCUAAAGCUCUGUGAGGCAGCUCUGAGUCACGGCUACCUUCCUGUGAUCUUCAACCGCCGGAGUCAGAACGGGACGCCGCUCUGUACCGUGAAGCUGCAGCAGUUCGGUGACCCGACUGACCUGCGGGAAGCAGUGCGCUACAUUCGGUACCGACAGCCAGCGGGCCAGAUCUACGCCGUGAGUGAGAGCACCGGUUCAGGACUCCUGCUGUCCUACUUGGGCGAGUGUGGCUCCUCCAGCUACGUGACGGCUGCGGCCUGCCUGUCUCCAGUUUUCCGCUGCCAGAGCUGGUUUGAGAGUGGCUCGACCUGGCCAUUCCACUGGGCUCUUGUGCUUUACCAAAAAAUCUGCCUUAGCAGGUAUAAAACAGUGCUUGGAGAGCUUGUCCACACAGACAGCUUAUUCUCCAGCUGCUCUUUGAAGGCAAUGGAGGAGGCACUGUUCUGUCAUUCUGGCUUAAAAGGGACGACGGAGGGAGCAGGUAGCUGGGAGGCGUACUGGGAACGUAACGAUCCACUGAGGGACAUAGAUGAAGUGGCCAUUCCUGUGCUGUGUGUGUGCAGCCAGGACGACCCCAUCCGAGGGGAGCCUCAGGCCACGGUACCGUUAGAGCUUUUUGAGAGCAACCCACAUUUCUUCCUGCUUUUGACUGCCCACGGAGGCCACUGCGGCUUCUCCACAUCAGACGAGGGCCCGAUUGUCUGGAGCCACCAGGCUGUACUGGAGUUUUUUCGGGCCACCACUGAUUUCUUCGCUGCGGAGGAGCGCUCCAAGCUGGCGGCCCGGCGGAGGGGUCUGAGCGGGGCUGGCAAGACUUUCCGCCAUCGCAGUGUCAGCACAUGCAAAAGACUGCCUGUCUGCUCGCAUAACAUUCACGCCAUUUACAACUGGCAGAGGUCCUACACCAGAUGAUGAUGUGCUCAGAGGGUCCCCACUUUGUUUGGGAUUACGGAGAGACUGAAACAGCCAAGAACACUGCCAGAAAAGGAUAAAUUAGAACCCUUUGUCUGACCUGCUGUUUGUCGCAGCCAAGAAAACCAGCAGUCGAGUCAAAAUAUCUCUGUUUACAUUCAGGACUAUUCAGAAUUUGGACUUCCACUGUCAACAGACAGACAGCUCCUGUCUUUGAGGAUGUGAAAACAUUCAAUUUUUGUCAAGAAAAAUAUUAAAAGCUGAAGUAGAACAUUAGAAUUACUGAAUCAUAGUUUCAAAUUUUCUCAUUCAAUGGCAAAAGUAACUUUUUAAUCAGUAUUUUUGAUCAGAUCUAAGACUAAUUAGAUGUCAAAAUAAUAUUUUUUUUUUUACCACACUGGCAGUUUUUGGCUCACUAAAUUUUGUAAAAUUUAUGGUUAAAACAAGGAAAUAAGUUUAAUCCAGUAUAUAUUUUCUGAAAAGUUUUGCUUCUCAAAUUUAUCUUGUUUUAAAUGUUGUUUUUUUUUUUUUUUUUAAUGAUACAAAUACUGAUUAAAAAAUUUUUUUGCAUUAUAUUUUGAAUGGCAAUAUAUACUUUAGCCUUAAUGUUUUGUUUGCCUUUUUCAAAGGGAUUGGUCCAAAUGUUUCAGCACUUCAUUCCAAAAUUUAGAUUAAACUGUUAGUGGCUACAUAGUGGCCUUUCCUUUUGGUACUUUGGACGUCAGUAAUAUUUUGCCCUGUCUGCAUUAGUGCAUUCUCUGCAUACGAUAAUGAAAAGUGACAUUCUGUAAUUUUCUCUGUAUAAUACUGUCUUUCUGAGAGAUUGGUAAUUUAUUUAGACUUGUCUCCGCUGUAAGAGAAGGAGCCUGUGGAUUCAGAGUAAAGAGUCAGUCAGCACUGCUGGGGUUUCACAUGACGUCGUUCUGAGGUUUCAGGGAAAGCUGGUCACCAUUGACAUGGGUGGAGCUCCAACACUGAUUUAUUUUCCCCGUUUUUCUUUUCUGCCUUUCCUAUCUCCAUCUCAAAAAUUUUGUAAUGUCUUUCUGGUGUCAAAGCCCAUUGUUUGUAUGUUAAAUUAUCUGUGAACACGGGAGCUUUAAUUAAAGGGUUUCGCCUGAACACAUUCAUGUAUGCGAGUCAGGUUUUGUUAGUAAACUGGGCGUCAGAAUUCUAGGUUAUGCAACGGACUGCAUGAAACAGAAAUGGGAUUUCAUUUACUCCCACAACUGUUCCUGAGAGCAGACUCCCCAAAAUGACUGUAAAACUGAAGCAUUUGUUAUCAUGUGCAUUUAGUCACAAAGCUCCAUGCUAUCUGAUCACACAGUUCAUUGGAUGCAUGAUCACACUUUUACUGGACAGCCCCAAAUAUAGCUUCAGCCUGGAGCCUGAGCUCUGAGAGAGGAGGUAAGAUUAGAAGAGACCGUCUCUGCAGACUCCGGCUCUGACGCUCACGCUGACAGGCAGUACGACGGCAAGCUAUAGGCGGUUCAAAAUGGUCUCUUCCUCUGGCUUUACUCUUCAUAAUUAACCUACAUACCAAAUCAUAUCAAUUUUCCAGUCAGUAUCAGCCUGGGAAAACAUUUUUAAUAUACAGUCUUGGCAUAUGUUCUGUAAUGUUUAAGAUUGUACUGUAGACAUUUAUGGGUAUCUACAGUACUGUACAGUUCAAAAGUUUGUGGUUGGAAAGACCCAAACUGCAUUCAUCUGCAUCUAUUCUGCAAAGUAAAGUAAAAACUGUAAUAUUGUGAAAUAUUACCAUUUAAAAUAACUGCUUUCUAAUUUAAUAUAUUUUAAAAUGUAAUAUAUUCCUGUCAUGGAAAGCUAAAUUUUCAGUAUCAUUACUCUUGUUUUCAGUGUCACGUGAUCCUUCAGAAAUCAUUCUAAUAUGCUAAAGAAGCAUUUCUUAUUGUUAUCAAUGUUGAAAACAUUUGUGCUGAUUCAUACUUUUGUGGAAACCAUGAUACGUGUUUUUCAGGAUUGAUUCAUGAUUUCUAAUUCAAAUAACGGCUGUUCUUUUGAACUUUCUAUUCAUUAUAAAAGUC
Molecule: messenger RNA, 4142 nt
Organism: Onychostoma macrolepis
Lineage: Eukaryota; Metazoa; Chordata; Actinopteri; Cypriniformes; Cyprinidae
Gene: abhd15a
Product: abhydrolase domain containing 15a
Exons: 3
Coding region: 694-2100 (468 amino acids)
Molecular function (GO): short-chain carboxylesterase activity; monoacylglycerol lipase activity
Source: RefSeq, a predicted model, not a curated record